This is a messenger RNA of Bacidia gigantensis, 1839 nucleotides long. RefSeq lists its product as uncharacterized. The transcript is spliced from 3 exons. Gene Ontology annotation, cellular component: nucleus. The record is from RefSeq and is a predicted model, not a curated record. Bases 1 to 1839 code for a protein of 612 amino acids. Gene Ontology annotation, biological process: positive regulation of transcription by RNA polymerase II. Lineage: Eukaryota; Fungi; Ascomycota; Lecanoromycetes; Lecanorales; Ramalinaceae.
AUGGACUCCAAAGAAUCGUUUGGCCAAGACAGCCAAGCUCACGAAGCUUCCCCUCCUCAACCACACCAGCAUCCUCCUCCUCCACCGCAGCCACAAGCUCCUCCUCUACAGGGCAACUCCAGCGACACAUUCGUGUGUCAGUGGGUUGGGUGCGGCGAACGCUCGGCCAACGCUGAGACCCUCUACGAGCAUGUCUGCGAUCGUCAUAUUGGACGCAAAAGCACCAACAACCUCAACCUACAAUGCGCAUGGGGUAAUUGUCAUGUGGCCGUUGUCAAACGCGACCACAUUACCUCUCACAUCCGAGUGCAUGUUCCCUUGAAACCACAUCGGUGCGAAUUCUGCGGGAAAGCAUUCAAACGACCACAGGAUCUCAAGAAACACGUCAAGACCCAUGCAGAUGAUUCUGUGAUUGUGGGAAAUCAGGGUAACCGCCCCAACGUAGGAGGAAAUCAGCCGAAUGUAGGCCAGAAUGGCUACGGCAAUGGUGUCCAAAACAAACCACAGUUGAUGGCUGACUUGCAAGCCGUUGCUUCAACAGCUGCGAACUAUUUCCCAGAUCAACAGAUGCAUGGUGGCAUGCCCAUGAAUUAUGGUCCACAAGGCCACGGCGGCAAUGGAGCUCAGGGUUUCUUUGGCCCUGCCCCUCCACAGCAAGCUUACACGUAUGGCAACGUCUCGUACGCCAAUCACAAUGCAGAGGGUGCAAAUCAAGCCAAUCUAGAAUCGGUGAAGCACGGCCUCGACAUUCUCCGCAAGCUUUUCCCAGAACACCAACGUGGAGAUUUUGACCCUAGAUCUUAUUCACAGGUCGAACAGCGAAUUGCAGCGCUGCAGAAUCUCCAGCUUCCUUUCCUUUCUCAGCCAAUGAUGGCACCAGCUCAGGCUGUUACCGCUGGCGGCGGUAGUGGCGGCGACGACCCUUACGGCCCAGGACAGUAUGCCCUACCUCCGAUGGAUAAUCUGCGUACCAAGAACGAUCUUCUUAACCUGGAUCAAUUAGUCGCUACGAUGCAAAGCACUAUCUAUGAAAAUCCAAACGAGCUCGCCGCAGCAGGCUUCGCUCAGCCUGGUGGUCAUUACGUCCCUGCUACUAUGAACUACCAGCCAAACAAUGGUAAUGGCCUUCAACUACCACCUGCACAUAACGCACCAGCUGCAACACCUUCGUCUCAUCACAGUGCCACUCCAACGUUGACCCCACCGUCCAGUGCAGCCUCAAACAACUCUGGCAACUCGCCGCCGAUGAUGCAUCUGAACACCAUGCAAACAAAUGCAUCCGGCGGGAUGUAUCCGACUCUGCCAGGGCCCUCAACAUCGCAAGGAUACACGCCGUCUAGCAUGGCGCCGACUUCAACCUUAGGAAGCCAGUUCGAGCAUGAACAACGACGACGAUACAGUGGUGGUCGCUUGCAAAAGGCUGCUCCUUCUUCUUUGAGCACUAAAAAACAAGAUGAUCCCAUGGACACCUCAUCUGACGGCGCUAGAACACCAAAGAAUGCUGUCACAUCCAGCUCUUCAUCAGAAGCUGGCCAGGCUGCAAAGUCACACGCUGCCCGCCGCCCAAACGACUUCUCUAACUCAAACCUCGAUCCCGCUCUAGGUGGCCCCACGUCUCCAAACGCUGGCGAAAUGUCCGAGGAGACUAUCAAGGCAAACGAAGCGUGGGUCAGCAAUGCUCGUACCAUCGAAGCUUUGCGAACGUGGAUACACAACAGACUAGAGCAGCACGAUUAUGAUGAUGACAGCAACGAGAUGGAUCACGAUCAGCGUAAAGAGGAGACAAAGUCAGAAAAGGAGAACCUCUAUCCGGUGCUAGAUCGGCGAAGCAGCGAAUGA